Messenger RNA from Owenia fusiformis, 2533 nucleotides. The record is from the annotation of a GenBank genome assembly. NCBI's taxonomy places the organism in Eukaryota, Metazoa, Annelida, Polychaeta, Sabellida, Oweniidae.
UGUUACAUCCGAGACGGUUACUGCAACAGAUGAUGAUAUCCAAUCAACUGCUGUUACAUCUGAAACAGUCACUGCAACGGAUGCUGAUAUCCAAUCAACUGCUGUUACAUCUGAGACAGUCACUGCAACAGAUGCUCAUAUCCAAUCCACUGAUGUUACAUCUGAGACAGUCACUGCAACUGAUGCUAAUAUCCAAUCCACUGAUGUUACAUCUGAGAAAGUCACUGCAACGGAUGCUGAUAUCCAAUCCACUGAUGUUACAUCUGAGAAAGUCACUGCAACAGAUGCUGAUAUCCAAUCCACUGAUGUUACAUCUGAGACAGUCACUGCAACUGAUGCUGAUAUCCAAUCCACUGAUGUUACAUCUGAGACGGUCACUGCAACUGAUGUUGAUAUCGAAUCCACUGAUGUUACAUCUGAGUCGGUCACUGCAACGGAUGCUGACAUCCAAUCCACGGAUGUUACAUCUGAGACAGUCACUGCAACAGAUGCUGAUAUCCAAUCCACGGAUGAAACAUCUGACACAGUCACUACAACGGAUGCUGAUAUCCAAUCCACUACUGUUACAUCUGAGACAGUCACUACAACGGAUGCUGAUAUCCAAUCCACUUCUGUUACAUUUGAAACAGUCACUGCAACAGAUGUUGAUAUCCAAUCCACGGAUGUUACAUCUGAGACAGUCACUGCAACGGAUGCUGAUAUCAAAUCUACUAAUUUCACAUCUGAGACAGUCACUACAACGGAUGCUGAUAUCCAAUCCACUACUGUUACAUCUGAGACAGUCACUACAACGGAUGCUGAUAUCCAAUCCACUUCUGUUACAUUUGAAACAGUCACUGCAACAGAUGUUGAUAUCCAAUCCACUGAUGUUACAUCUGAGACGGUCACUGCAACGGAUGCUGAUAUCCAAUCCACUGAUGUUACAUCUGAGAAAGUCACUGCAACGGAUGCUGAUAUCCAAUCCACUAAUGUUACAUUUGAGACAGUCACUGCAACUGAUGCUGAUAUCCAAUCUUCUACUUUUAUAUCUGAGACGGUCACUGCAACUGAUGCUGAUAUCCAAUCCACUGAUGUUACAUCUGAGACAGUCACUGCAACGGAUGCUGAUAUCCAAUCCACUACUGUUACAUCUGAGACGGUCACUGCAACAGAUGCUGAUAUCCAAUCCACUGAUGUUACAUCUGAGACAGUCACUGCAACAGAUGCUGAUAUCAAAUCCACGGAUGUUACAUCUGAAACAGUCACUUCAACUGAUGCUUAUAUCCAAUCCACUGAUGUUACAUCUGAGACAGUCACUGCAACAGAUGCUGAUAUCCAAUCCACGGAUGUAACAUCUGAGACUGUCACUACAAUGGAUGCUGAUAUCCAAUCCACUGAUGUUACAUCUGAGACAGUCACUGAAACGGAUGCUGCUAUCAAAUCCACUGAUGUUACAUCUGAGACAGUCAGUGCAACAGAUGCUGAUAUCCAAUCCACUGAUGUUACAUCCGAGACAGUCACUGCAACUGAUGCUGAUAUCCAAUCCACUGAUGUAACAUAUGAGACGGUCACUGCAACGGAUGCUGAUAUCCAAUCCACUAAUGUUACAUCUGAGACAGUAACUGUAAUUGAUGCUGAUAUCCAAUCCACUAAUGUUACAUCUGAGACGGUCACUGCAACUGAUGCUGAUAUCCAAUCCAUUGAUGUUACAUAUGAGACGGUCACUGCAACGAAUGCUGAUAUCCAAUCCAUGGAUGUUACAUCUGAGACAGUCACUGCAACUGAUGCUGAUAUUCAAUCCACUGAUGUAACAUCUGAGACAGUCACUGCAACAGAUGCUGAUAUCCAAUCCACUGAUGUUACAUUUGAGACGGUCACUGCAACGGAUGCUGAUAUCCAAUCCACUGAUGUUACAUUUGAGACGGUCACUGCAACGGAUGCUGAUAUUCAAACCUCUUAUGUUACAUCUGAGACGGUCACUGCGACGGAUGCUGAUAUCCAACCCACUGAUGUUACAUCUGAGACGGUCACUGCAACGGAUGUUGAUAUCCAAUCCACUACUGUUACAUCUGAGACAGUCACUGCAACGGAUGCUGACAUCCAAUCCACUACUGUUACAUCUGAGACAGUCACUGCAACGGAUGCUGAUAUCCAAUCCACUGGUGUUACAUCUGAGACGGUCACUGCGACGGAUGCUGAUAUCCAAUCCACUGAUGUUACAUCUGAGACGGUCACUGCAACGGAUUUUGAUAUCCAAUCCACUACAGUUACAUCUGUGACAGUCACUGCAACGGAUGCUGAUAUCCAAUCCACUACUGUUACAUCUGAGACAGUCACUGCAACGGAUGUUGAUAUCCAAUCCACUGAUGUUACAUCUGAGACGGUCACUGCGAUGGAUGCUGAUAUCCAAUCCACUGAUGUUACAUCUGAGACGGUCACUGCGACGGAUGUUGAUAUCCAAUCCACUACUGUUACAUCUGUGACAGUCACUGCAACGGAUGCUGAUAUCCAAUCCACUACUGUUACAUCUGAGACAGUCACUGCAACGGAUGCU